Messenger RNA from Drosophila willistoni, 1646 nucleotides. RefSeq names its product lethal(2)neighbour of tid protein 2 (gene Alg3). Gene Ontology annotation, molecular function: dol-P-Man:Man(5)GlcNAc(2)-PP-Dol alpha-1,3-mannosyltransferase activity. Gene Ontology annotation, cellular component: endoplasmic reticulum. The coding region runs from base 71 to 1600 and encodes 509 amino acids. Lineage: Eukaryota; Metazoa; Arthropoda; Insecta; Diptera; Drosophilidae. The record is from RefSeq and is a predicted model, not a curated record. The transcript is spliced from 2 exons.
CCGUGUGGUUUAUUAUUUGAUUUAUAAUUCAGUUUAUUUUAUUUCCACACUCUGUAUUGUUAUACCUAACAUGGCCCCAACGAAAGCCAACAUGGCUAAUCGGGCUUCAACUAGGCGUAAGAAAUCCAACAACUUGUUGCAGACUCAACUAGAUAAAUACCUAAAUUGGAACUUUAUUAAGUACCUAGUAUUUGAACCGGCUGCCUUGCCCAUUGUUAGUAUUUUAAUUGUGUUGGCGGAGGCUGUUAUCAAUUUGGUGGUGAUAAAUCGCGUGCCCUACACGGAAAUUGAUUGGAUAGCCUAUAUGCAGGAGUGCGAAGGAUUUAUCAAUGGAACCACCAAUUAUGCUCUGCUGCGUGGAGACACUGGUCCUUUGGUGUAUCCCGCAGCCUUCGUCUAUAUUUACACGGUCCUCUACUACAUCACGUCUCAUGGAAACAAUGUCCGUCUAGCUCAAUAUAUAUUUGCCGGAAUAUAUUUGCUACAAAUGUGCCUUGUGCUCCGUUUGUACGCCAAAAGUCGGAAAGUGCCGCCCUAUGUCCUAGUUCUAAGCGCGUUUACUUCCUAUCGCAUCCACUCAAUCUAUGUGCUACGCCUGUUCAAUGAUCCAAUUGCCAUCCUCCUGCUCUAUGCAGCACUUAAUCUGUUCGUGGACCGUCGUUGGUCUUGGGGCAGUUUGAUCUUCAGUGUAGCUGUAGGAGUUAAGAUGAACAUAUUAUUAUUUGCCCCCGCUCUUCUGCUGUUUUAUUUGGCCAAUCUUGGAGUGAUCAGGACUCUUAUGCAACUGGCCAUUUGCGGAGGAGUUCAACUGAUCUUGGGGGCUCCUUUUCUGAUGACGUAUCCGUUGGAGUAUUUGCAUGGCAGCUUUGAUUUGGGACGCAUCUUUGAGCAUAAGUGGACUGUGAAUUAUAGAUUUUUACCCAAAGAUAUAUUUGAGUGGCGAACAUUUCACAUGACAUUGUUAGGAGCGCAUUUGAUACUCUUGCUGAUCUUUGCUAAACCCGCAUGGACGUACUUUCAGAGCUACGUGCGACUGCGUCUCGUGCAAAAGCACGUAGAGCCUCAAAUAGCUCAAAAGAAUCGUGAGCAAAAGAAACCAAAAAAAAUUGAAAAGGAGGUGCAAGAAGAGGAGAAACUAAGCCACCAACAGAAAUCGUUUUUAAAGGCCUUUGAAAAAACAUUGCAAAAAUCAGCUGGCGGUGGUAAUGCGCCGACUCUAAAGGACUCCACUCCGCAGCCCUAUGACAUUCACUUCGAUCAGUGCACUCAGUUGGCUCUCCUGCCAUUUUUCCUAUGCAAUUUUAUUGGGAUCAUGUGUGCCCGUUCCCUGCACUACCAGUUCUACGUUUGGUAUUUCCACACUCUUCCCUAUCUAGUCUGGUCUACUCCAUAUUCGUUGGGUGUGCGCUAUCUCAUUUUGGGCAUUAUUGAAUAUUGUUGGAACACCUAUCCCAGCACCAAUGUGUCCAGUGCGGCUUUGCACUUAUGCCAUUUGCUCUUGUUGGCCGGAGUAUCUCGCCAGAUCUACCAAACCCUGAGAUUGAACUCAGUCGUCAAGCAACAACAGUCGAACGGAUCGACUCUAAAAAAAGUGCAAUGAUCGGAAUUGUGGGCCAAAGAUUAUAACAAUAUAAAUGCAAAUUACA